UAAUGUAUGCAUGGUUGAUUCUACCUGCAACAACACAGUCGGCAGCUACGAGUGUGUCUGUGAUUCCGGCUUCCAAUUUGACCAGGGACUGUGCAUCGAUACAGACGAGUGUGAAGAUGCAUAUAUUUGCUGGGCCAACUCAGAUUGUAUCAACUCUGUGGGCAGUUACAGUUGCCAGUGCCACGACGGCUUCGAAGCAUCAGGGGCUUAUUGUGAAGACGUUGACGAAUGCCAUGUGUUUGAUGUUUGUCAAACCAACUCGAUAUGUAACAACAAUAUUGGAUCGUACCUGUGCAGUUGUCAGGAAGGUUUCAUCAACAUCGCUGGCGCAUGUCAAGAUAUUGAUGAAUGCGAGACUUACAAUUGUCAGGAAAAUUCCGUCUGUGUAAACUCGCCAGGGUCAUUCCAUUGCCAGUGUUUGGAUGGGUUUGCAUUCAAAUCACCAUCUUUUUGUGAAG
This is a messenger RNA of Mya arenaria, 458 nucleotides long. RefSeq lists its product as uncharacterized. The transcript has 4 exons. The coding region runs from base 3 to 389 and encodes 128 amino acids. The record is from RefSeq and is a predicted model, not a curated record. NCBI's taxonomy places the organism in Eukaryota, Metazoa, Mollusca, Bivalvia, Myida, Myidae.